AUGAAAUUCUUCACGACCACGGCCCUCCUCGCCGCGAUGGCCAUCACCAACACUGCGGCAGCGCCAGUCGUCGCAGAUGAUACCGUGGCGGUUGGCAACUUGGUUCACCGUCGGACCAUCGUCGAUCCUCUAGCCGGCUCCCACGACCUUGUCGAAAGCAAGGUCAAGAGACAGCACGAUUGCGACCUCGACCCAGCAGGUUGCGAGGGGCCAGACAAACUGAAAGUCAAGAGACAGCACGAUUGCGACCUCGACCCAGCAGGUUGCCUGGGACCAGAUAAACUCAAGGCCAAGAGAGAGGCUCACGACAAUGAUCCAUCCGCCUCCGAUGGACUGACCGAAAUCAAGAUGAAGAGAGCCGGCGGCCCUCACGGAUGCGACCCUGAGGACCCAGGCUGCGAGGGGCCAGACAAACUCAAAGUCAAGAGAGUUGCUGACGACAAUGAUCCAUCCGGCCAAUUCUAGAGAGAGCGUCUCUCCAUAUACAACCCGUGGUGCAGUCCCGACGACACUGGCACCGUCCGAGACGGCCGUCGCUAGAUCGAGGCUGGCCAGGAAAACAUCAUCUUGGCCUCGAUGUUAAUCGCGCACGUCCAGGAGGAAGCUGUGGUCGGGGGUCGACACAGAGGUGGGCGAACUUUGCUCGAUGCUUUUGGAUUCGGGAAUGAUCGUGGGUGGCACCGCGAGGAGUUGUCUCAAUUUUUUAAUACACCGUGACACAUACUCUCGUUAUCGAAAGGCGUUGUAGUGCGUUGCAGGAAGUCCUCCGUUGUUUAAGCGUCACCUGAUCUCAAUCCAGAGUCCUUGUACCGCCGCGCUGAGUCCUUUGUUCGAGACGAGACUUGCCAGGCCAGUCUGUAGACGGGAGAGCGACUAAUCCGGGUGAUGCUGACCUUUAUCCGGGAAGCUGACGGCAGGUACGUGUCAAUCUCCAGAUGGCUCCUCCUGAAGAGUCGGGACGGCCUUUUUGACCGAAUUUGAGCGUGCGACACCUUCGAUGUUUGCUUUAUGGAACUCGAUUGAUUCUUCUCCGGACAAUGCGCGGUAAUUGUGUGGCUGUGGCUGCGACUCGUUUCUGUUGGCGAGGCGCAGCAUGAUGCGCGCGAUUGGAGGGUAUUGAUGCCGUGGCC
This is a messenger RNA of Zymoseptoria tritici IPO323, 1130 nucleotides long. RefSeq lists its product as uncharacterized. The record is from RefSeq and is a predicted model, not a curated record. The coding region runs from base 1 to 465 and encodes 154 amino acids. Lineage: Eukaryota; Fungi; Ascomycota; Dothideomycetes; Mycosphaerellales; Mycosphaerellaceae. The transcript has a single exon.